Nasonia vitripennis (jewel wasp) is the source of this 1866-nucleotide messenger RNA. RefSeq lists its product as uncharacterized. NCBI's taxonomy places the organism in Eukaryota, Metazoa, Arthropoda, Insecta, Hymenoptera, Pteromalidae. Bases 519 to 1697 code for a protein of 392 amino acids. The record is from RefSeq and is a predicted model, not a curated record. The transcript is spliced from 6 exons.
AAAUACGCGCUCAUUUUGUAACUUUUAUCCAACCGUGUUCGGAGCGGUUUGUUGCACGUAAUGACUUAUCUAUUUUUAUGCGUAUGAACAACUUUGUUUCAUUGCAUUAAACGCAUACGUGACCUGCGCAUCAACAUGAUUGAUCUAAAAGAAUUUAUCAGCUGAGUAUGGGAGGCGCUUUGUGUCACCCCGAUCACCAACGCGUAUACAGUGUGUACACUAAAAAAUAAAUCUCGCAGUAAAGAGCGUAUGCGCAGAUAAGCUCAAGCGUUUGUUAUUAUUGUGUUUUAAGAAGUUGGAUUUUAGACUAUAAUAUUUUAUGAGAUAUUUUUAUUAGAGAAGUAUAAGAUUGGUUAAAGAUUUUGUUUGAGUUUUGCAGAUAAUCUCAGAUCGCUAGAAAUUAAGAAAACAAAAAUGUUGGAUCGAUAAGUAGAACUUGUUACGAGCAGUAUGAAAUAUACUGUAGAAGAGAAGUAAUCAUUCUUAUCCUUAAAGUUUUGUACGAGUUCUCCAUAGUGAUGCUUCUAAAACCCAAAGGUACUGUAUCUCCUGAAGAUUUUGAAAAUAAACUUCUUAUUGAAAAAUGGAUAAAACGGAAUUCAUCGAGCAAAGUCACCAUUGGUCAAAAUAUUGUAAAACCUAAUGAUUCUAUCAAAACAUCAAAUACCCCUGUAGCAAAAAAUCUAUCACCUAGUAAAGCAGCUCUGAAUAUAUCCACAACAAAAGUUAUUAAAAAAGUUAUUACAACUCCAGAGAUUUCCAAUAUAAAAUCUAAUGUAUCUUUAUGUAAUAAAAAGCGGCCACAUGAAUUUCUCUCAGAUAAAGGUGAACUAAGUAUUGCAAAAGUUUUAAGACAUUCUCUACCCACAGAUGGUUCUAAUUUGCAAAAAAUAAAUAAGAGUACACUGCCUCAAACAAUUAAUAGAAAAUCUGAACCAGCAGCUAAACCUAAAACUGUGAUUACAAAAAUUUCACAUCCUACUGAUCCUGUUAGGCAUACUACAGUCAAACCAACAGGAAUGAAAACAAGUAUGCCAAUAGCUUUGACGGUAAAACAUAGUCCAACAAAACCAGAGCCUCCUUCAAAAGCAGAUAUUAAAAAGAUGGAAAAUAAUUGUAGCACUCAAAGCAGUAUGAAAAAUUUGUUAAGUAAUGAUGAUACAGAUGUAUAUACAAGUCUACUGGAAAAUUAUCGAUACCUGAUCACUCCCAAAUCGUGGUCAGUAACAGAAUUUACAAAUGAAACAAAGAACAGGUGUAUCGUGUUUUUCAAUAUUCACGUUAUAAAGGAAAAUGAUACUUUGAUAUCUGUGAUGAAAAAGAGUCUUAUCAUUGACAAAGGAGCAACAAUGAAUUAUUCUGUUCAUGGAUUACCUGUGGACAUUAAGGGAACAAUACUCCCGAAGAUUCUAGAUAACACCAAAAAGUUGCUCAGUAUCCUGCACAUCUUUGAUAAAAUGCAAGUGUGUGAAGGUCUUGGAAACGAUCUUAAUAUAUUGCAGACUGAUUUUGUAUUUAAGGAUAGUUGCCGUUAUUGGCGUCAUAAACAUUGUAAAAUAGUAUUGAUAAAGGCAACUAGAUGUUCAGUGUGCUCUGACACAAGGACUAUUGUUUUAAGGAAAAAAGCAAUUUCUGGUGACAAACCAUUUGAUUCAUCUGAAUUUGUUAGUGUAAAAACGGAAGUAAAUAAUGUUUAAGCUAAAAUUUUAUAUUUGUUUCUGAUGACUGAUGAAAGAUAAUCAUCGCGAUAUCACGCUGCAAUCAUGACUUAAUUUAUUUUUUUCGACGAAUUUUGGUAUUUUUUACACAUUAUUGGAUCCGUGAUAUGUAUGUUUAAAAAUAAAAUUCAAUCUAUUUAAAGAAUAA